AUGGAACAAGCAUUAGUGGAAGACCUCGAAAACAAGAUGAAAGAGACUGACGAACGUAUGGGUACACUGGUAGUUCAAGUGAGUAAUAUAGAAAGUGAAUUUUUCGCCGAAAACGGCGAACAAAUUGAAGUUAACGACUUGUUAAAAUCAGUUGGAGAAGUGAGAUCAAAUUAUCAAAAUUUACGCAAAGAACUACACGAAGUUCAAGACCUACAACGUCAAUUAAGUACUUCAUUAAAUCUACAACUUAAAGUAAUGCAAGCUAAGUUUAAUUUGUUAAAAGAAAAAAUAGAAAAAAGUCCCGUAAGGGGCCCGUUACCUUCAAAAAGUGUAAAUGGAAGAGAACAUUGA
Psylliodes chrysocephalus is the source of this 351-nucleotide messenger RNA. The record is from the annotation of a GenBank genome assembly. NCBI's taxonomy places the organism in Eukaryota, Metazoa, Arthropoda, Insecta, Coleoptera, Chrysomelidae.